AUUUAUUUUUGGACGGUACAACAACCCUGAGUAAACAAGGCUUUCAUUUCAUUUUCUGAAAAAGAAAGAAAAGAAAAGCAAGAUCCUUCUGAAUGAGCGCAGUUGGAGUUUUCCCACUGCGUUUUCGGUUCAUGAAACAAGCUCCCUUAUUUUCGUGAUAUUGGAGCACCUGCUCUUUUGCGACGCUCCCUAACAUCAGAGGGUCAUCUCUCCACGCUAGGUUACUAAAGUGCUCUGCAGUGACUCGUAUCAGCUCCUGUUGUGAAAUAAACAAACGUGUCCUUGCCCUCUGCAGCAGAGCUGUUUAAACUGAAUGGUCAUAAUGAGUUGUACAGAGGAAAGACCUCGCUGAGGGUGUGAAUAGCAUCUAGCUGAGGACACAGUGAACAGCUGGUGCUGCGUGCCGGCUGUGUCGCCAGUCAGAGGCAGAGGACCCAACCAUCUGAAGCGGAGUGGGGGUAGUCAGACUCAGAUAAGCUGUUUACAGCCCAGCCAGCAGGCCCACGGUUCGUCUGAAGCGAAGAAUGGACGGCUUCAUUACCGCAGUGAAACAUGGCUUUUAAAGAGAGGCGUUGCUCGGUACUGCUAGCGUCGACAUAACGGGACCAGGACUCCUAAAGGAAUGUUCACCCUCACAGAAGUCGCCUCCCUGAAUGACAUCCAACCAACUUAUCGAAUACUGAAACCAUGGUGGGACGUCUUCAUGGAUUAUCUUGGUAUUGUCAUGUUGAUGCUGGCUAUAUUUUCUGGAACCAUGCAGUUAACCAGGGACCAGGUAGUUUGUCUCCCUAUCCUGGAACCAGCCACAGAGGAUACUGGGGGACUCCUAGCUUCCCAGCCACCAGAGACAGUUGAUAGUUUAUGGAACAAAGAAAGUGCCAUUGGAGAGCAAGCUGCUCCUUUAAUGGCUAAAAAGCCUCCUGAUAUUAUCACCCCUACGAUUCAGUUCACAACCCCGGGUACUUUAGGGCAGCCUCAGCCUACAGGAGUCCGGACCAAGCUUGAUUUUCAGCAGUAUGUGUUUGUCAACCAGAUGUGCUACCAUGUUGCCCUUCCUUGGUAUUCCAAGUAUUUCCCAUACCUCGCUUUGAUUCACACUAUUGUGCUGAUGGUCAGCAGCAACUUCUGGUUCAAGUACCCAAAGACAAGUUCCAAAGUAGAACAUUUUGUUUCCAUACUUGGAAAGUGUUUUGAAUCCCCUUGGACUACCAAAGCGCUGUCUGAGACUGCGUGUGAGGACUCAGAGGAGAACAAACAAAGGAUAGCUGGGGCUUCCUCCCUCCUUAAGCAUCUGUCCACAAGCAGUGAGGAGGGAAGUCCAAAUCAGUCUGCCCCAAUGCUGAACAAAUCUGGGGUUACUUUUUCUGCUGAAAAACUGGUUAGUGAAAUUCCUUCAAUGACCAUACUGGACAAGAAGGAUGGCGAGCAAGCAAAAGCGCUGUUUGAAAAGGUUAGGAAAUUCCGCGCUCAUGUGGAAGACAGUGACUUGAUUUACAGGCUGUACGCCAUUCAAACAGUCAUCAAGACAGUCAAAUUCAUUCUGAUCCUCUGCUACACAAUGACUUUUGUUGCCUCUAUAGAUUUUGACCAUGUGUGCGAGCCUGAAAUAAAACAUUUGACUGGAUACAAAAGGUUCCAGUGCACACACAACAUGGCAUUCAUGCUAAAGAAGCUCCUUGUUAGUUAUAUCGCUCUUAUAUGUGUUUAUGGUAUCAUCUGUAUCUACACACUGUUCUGGCUUUUUCGACGACCACUAAAAGAGUAUUCCUUUGAGAAAGUCAGGGAGGAGAGUAGCUUCAGUGACAUUCCAGAUGUCAAAAAUGACUUUGCGUUCCUCCUCCACAUGGUUGACCAGUAUGACCAGCUCUAUUCGAAGCGCUUUGGUGUUUUCCUCUCCGAGGUGAGUGAGAACAAACUUCGUGAGAUCAGCCUGAACCACGAAUGGACUUUUGAGAAGUUGAGGCAGCAUGUGACUCGCAAUCCUCAAGACAAGUUGGAGCUCCAUCUCUUUAUGCUCUCUGGGUUGCCGGAUGCUGUGUUUGAUCUCACAGAUUUGGAAAUACUCAAACUAGAGCUAAUCCCAGAGGCCAGGAUAACAGCAAAGAUCUCACAAAUGAUAAACCUCCAGGAGCUACACUUCUAUCACUGUCCUGCCAAAGUUGAACAGACAGCUUUUAUCUUUCUUCGUGAUCACCUCCGGUGCCUUCAUGUCAAAUUCACAGAUGUUGGGGAGAUUCCUAGCUGGGUAUACAUGUUGAAAAAUUUAAGAGAACUUUACUUGGUUGGUAAUCUCAACUCAGAAAACAACAAAAUGAUUGGACUUGAGUCUUUGCGAGAUCUAAGGCACUUAAAGGUUCUGCAUCUGAAAAGCAAUCUCACAAAGAUCCCGACAAACAUCACAGAUCUGUCUCCACAUCUGAUUAAAUUGGUUAUCCACAAUGAUGGGACAAAACUCUUAGUGCUUAACAGUCUAAAGAAAAUCCUGAAUCUUGCAGAACUGGAACUUCUGAACUGUGAGCUGGAGCGUAUCCCUCAUGCCAUCUUCAGUUUGACAAACCUUCAAGAACUUGACCUAAAAUCCAACAACAUCCGCACCAUCGAGGAGAUCAUCAGCUUUCAGCAUCUAAAAAGACUUACGUGCCUCAAACUUUGGCACAAUAAGAUCAUCACCAUUCCUCUCUCCAUAAGCCAUGUCAAAAACCUCGAGUCGCUCUAUCUUUCACACAACAAACUCGAAUCUUUACCUUCAUCCUUAUUCACUCUCCUCAAGUUGAGGUACCUUGAUGUCAGCCACAACACUAUCACUACUAUACCACUGGAGGUUGGCUUUCUUCAGAACCUCCAACACUUUGCCAUCAACGCCAACAAAGUUGAAGUCGUUCCCAAGCAACUUUUCAAGUGCUUGAAACUAAGGACCUUAUGUCUCAGCCACAACUGUAUCCCCUCCAUUCCAGAGAAAAUUGGCCAACUCUCGCAGCUUACGCAUCUCGAAUUGAAAGGAAACUGUCUGGAUCGUCUUCCGGCUCAGCUAGGUCAGUGCGGCCUCCUUCGCCGGAGCUGCCUCAUCGUGGAGGAUCACCUCUUUGACUCACUUCCAAUUGAGGUCAAAGAAAGCAUCAAUCAGGAAGCUAGUGUUUCUUUUCCAAAUGGAUGCAAGUGUCUGAGUGAUGGGCGAUAAUUGCAGCCCAAAUGGCAUCAAAUGUCCAGCAUCAUCUUUGGUACAAAGUAGUCAUUUUUAUACUCAAGAAGCUCAGAGUAUUCGUAUGCCUCAUGAUGUAUCAGCAAUUUAUAUAAUGAUCAAAGCAGCACAUUGGUACCACUGGAGUAAUUUUGAGUUUAAUCAAGAAAUAGUCAUGACAGUAUACAUAUACAGUAUAAACUACAGGAAAAACUUGAAUGCUUGAACCCCACUUAAAGAUAAUGCACUACCUUUUUUAUGCUGUGUCUGGCAUUUUUGCAGGUACAGUUUGGGAUAACUUGUCCCAAGGUUCAUUUAUGCAUCCUUAACUUAUAAAAUACAGUAGAUAUGCACAUAUAAUAUAGCUGUCACUACACUUAUGCUUCAAUCCGUACUUUACGGAAGGACGGACGUUGAAAUAAAUGCAUCAACCAGCAACAGCGGUCAUGCAAAGACCUCCACUUCACUUUCACUUCCAUCCAACUUACAUUCAGUUUUGUCUCAUCUCCAUAGGUGGUUUUACUAUCUGGAAAUGGUAGGCAAUUGCCUUGGGUCUUGUCCUCCAAGGGUCCUCAAGACACUGUCAUUUUAGUUGUGCAUCAGAUAUAAGGUAUAUGCCUAAACCUACUUUUAAUGUGUCUAUUUUGAAUGUAAAUAAGGGUCCAAGAGUGAAUCAAGCUGUAUCAAAAUAGUUUCCAAUUAUCCCAAAAAAUCACUGAGGAAGACCCCUGGCCCCAACAUCGAGGUCCAAGGCCCUACAAAGCCCCAAAAUAUCACAAAGCAAGUUAUAGUUAUGUAGAUCCCUGUAGACUUACUGGAACAAUGAGUUGGAUUAAUGUGUAGUAAAAGGCAUGCAAUAAAUAAAAACUUAUGAUUUGAGGUAGAAGAACGGGUAUUACACCAAAAGUUAGAAUAUAUAUUUUUUAUUUUAAAAGUUAUGCCUAGACUAGAGUUAUGUAGAAAUAUUUAGAUGUGGUUUGUUAAAGUGAAGAUGCAGUUCUAAGGGAUGAUGAAGAACUGUUGGGUAUUUACAUUUCAGACUUGUGUAUGUUCUCUAGUUCUCUGGCUUUGCUACCUGAAAAGAGAUGUGUCAAAAUACUUUUUUCACUUGAUAUGGUUGCUUUUUGCUAGAUUGCCUGGGGACUCCAAAUUACUAAAACAGCCCCUGCUGAUCUCCGCCCAACUAUUCUGUUGUAGCUGUAGGUAACAUCAUAUAUAUGUUUAUAGUUCCUAACCACACUGCUAAUUUUCAAAAGCAUUCUUCUUAGUUGAAUUUUGCUUGUCUGGCUUGAGCUGUUGUCUGCUCUGCUUAACACUGUCUUCUUGAUUUCUGGUAGUAUUGCAACAUUUGGACAGUUAGCCCAUAUCCUCAACCCUGAAAAACUGCCACUUUAAUGGUUGAUGCCACAGAUGCCCAUCAUUAAGGCUCCAGGGUCUUCAGAUGAUUAGGUCACUUUGAUUAUGAAGUAACUCAUGUAUUAUGGCCUUCGCAGUCACCAUAUUUAAACCCAGUUGAACAGAACUAGGUGAUUACUAACUAAAAUCUGAAACAGCAACCUCCACUACCCUUAUCAAAACCCCAGAAAAAUACUUAUUUUUUGGAAAAUUGUGUCCAGUUGCUGCAAAUGAAUUCAGAGUAGAAAGGAAUUCCAUGGUGAAUUCAUCAUAUUCACAUGGUGACCAUUUUUCACUGCUGGUUUGCCCAGUGUGGGAAACAUAUGGUCUUAAAGCUGUAUGAUCCUGUUUAUAGUUAAAUAAAUGUAGACUAUAUUUUAGUCAUUUUAACCCACCCCAUUCCACUAGUAAGGAGACAACUGACAGGGAAAGGGUAAAUGGACUUGUAUGGCUCUUUUCUAAUCUUCUGACUUUUCUAAGAACUUUACAAGCUCACCCAUUUACACCACAUUUACAUGCUGAUGGAAAAGGCAUGCUAAACAAUGUACACUUUUCACCCCAACCUUCUGGUUGAUGGACAUCCAGCUUUACCGUUGAGUUUAGGAACACUAGAGGCAGACUUUUAAGUUAAAAUAGCUUAUUUUAAACCAACUAGCUUUUGUUAAAGGUACAGUGUGUAAAACUAGGCAAUGUUAGCAACAUCAAACAGUCAGAUUCUAGAUUGGGAUGAUCACUUCUGAUUGUAACUGUGACAACUAUUAUUAGAAAAAUAAAUGGUUAAUUUGCUCCCUUCUGUGAUACUGUAGAAACAUGCAAGGCAGAAGGCAGACACCAUGGAGGGGACCCUCCCUGUGUAUGAAUAAAUGGCUUAUUCUAAGUUAAUAUGGUUAAAACAAUCUUUUAUAUUCAGAUGGUUAAGUACUAACUUAGAUAGGCAUGCUUAUUCAUAUAAUUUCAUUUUUUCCAAGAUUGUCCACUAAAUGCUACUUGGCUAAAUAUAACGCACUGCACCUUUAAACAAUAGCAAACAUUAGCAUCUAGCCAGUACCUAGCAUAUAUUUAUUUUGUUAGCAAUUUAUGCCUUUCCUAUUCCAUUUUAAAACAAACUGUUUAAACCUUUCUUAGCUAGGAUAUCUCAUAAAAUCACACUGCUAGUAACCAGGAGUAUAGUAUUUCCCCAGUUAAAUUCACACUAUCUUCAACAACUAUAUAUUUUUUACCCAAUAAGUCAUGUGAUGAUGCUGUAAUGUGUCUUGCCAGCUGAUCUUCCGCAGGUUUGGACUAUUCUUGAUUGACGGGGCAAACCUGCUCCCUGCUGUUUGGCCAACCUGCAUGAGAUCGUCUGAUAAGACAGAAAGAUAUUAUUUUAUGAUAUCCUUUUUACCUCGCCACCCUGAGUGUGAUGCCAGAGGAGAAAGGGUCUCUGAAUAAUUGAAAAAGUCUCUGAUUAAUCCAAAACAGCAUGUGGUGACUCGAUAAGCCGUUUUGACACUUUGUUUUUAGCUUCAAUGCUAUUUUUUGACCUCCGUAUUUGUUCCACUAACAUAGAUGCAAAGUAUAACACUUAAAUGUCCCUGAUAUAUUUUUUACCUUUUGUAUGCACAAACAUCCACACUAAAACUAUGAGAAUUUUUAUGAAUUUGAAACAAUAAAUGUUUUUUAACUUUAGAUUUGUUUGAUUCUCUACAGAUAGAUACAGAUAAAUUUAUUCAGACUUAAAGAGAAGGUUAAUUGUGAAUACCAGCUUUGGUUGUCAAGCCAUGUUAGAUUUUUAUAGGCCUGAAAUUUUAACUAUCAUAUAAAAAAUGAUAAUAAUAUAAUGUACUAUAUAUUAAUAAUACAUAGAAAUUAUAAUAAUUUAAUUUUAAAACACCCAGAUCUUUUUAUGUGGUGUUAAAAACAACAAUAACAUGCUAUAGAGCAUCUUGGUGUCCUUUACAUUUUUUAUUACAGACAUUCAAUCAGAGAAAUCUUCUUGGUGAACUCUGUUUACAUUAAAUGUGUUGAUUGUCUACAGUGAUGGGACAUUUUUUUGUGGUAAAAGACUUUUGUAUCCAAACUGUCAGCAUCAUAGAUGAUACUUAUUCCUGUCUAAGGUAUUGAGACAGAGGGUCAGAGGUCUCUAAAGCGUGUUUGAAACUUCAUAAAUGAUAGAAAGAGGACCAUGAGAUCAUCACUUCUACUUUUGUGUUCCACAUCAAGAGAUUUUUUGCUCCUACCACUGCAGUAUUAUCCAAAAACAGCAUAAACAAAAAGAACAACAGUGUUAUCCUGUAUUCUCAUUAACUGUCUGCAUUCCAGUUUCAGUAUACAUGUAAAACAUUUUCACUCUGACACUAGAAUAAAUGAAGGUUCCUGUCUGCCGCCUUUUUGAAAAAUUGAAUCAUGCCUUUAUUUCUUAUAGGCCUAUCUUUCCCUUAAAGGAGCAGGUAGUAGUUUUUUUGCCUUUCUUGUGGUCAGCAAACGCACAAUGAUGUUUUCAUUUUUACACCUUUCCUUUCUUGUUUUAUUGUUGUAAAGAGUUUAUUUAUCAUGUGGUUUGUGUGCUCAUUGUAUGUAUUUAUUACCUCAUUAUUUGUUUUCC
Molecule: messenger RNA, 7157 nt
Organism: Cheilinus undulatus (humphead wrasse)
Lineage: Eukaryota; Metazoa; Chordata; Actinopteri; Labriformes; Labridae
Gene: lrrc8db
Product: leucine rich repeat containing 8 VRAC subunit Db
Exons: 2
Coding region: 623-3178 (851 amino acids)
Molecular function (GO): protein binding
Source: RefSeq, a predicted model, not a curated record